GGGUGUUUCUCGCAUACGGUAAGCUGGAGAGGUGCCGUUGCACUGUAAUCAGUGAGAGGCACCGUCUGAGGCGACGGCGGGAGCUGCAAAGCCUUCUCAGAUCAGCAGACGGGCCCCAAGAAGGAGGGGGAGCUCCAGCGGAAAGGCUGAAGAGGAUCUGGCUGUAUCUGGCUGCGCACCGUCAUGCCGGCCAAUGAGGAAGGUCAGCGGUGGAUGGAUGGAUGGAUGCACCAUUGCAAUUACCACGCUGUCUGUGUCUGAACGAAUGGAUGGAUGGAUACAGAGGAGCAUGACAAGACCUACCAGGUCGACCACCAGCACACCUACUACCACUACUACCCUGACCCCAGAGACCACACAAUGGUCAUACUCGAUUAUGACAACACGUAAGAUACGCACUGCGGAUGUACUGUACCCGCAUCGUGGACAUGACGCUUUCUGUUCCAUGCGUUGUGGUCUGCUCAGAUUGUUUCCGACGUCUGUAUGGCGUAGUGACGCCUUCCGCCGGCUGCUCGACCCCCAAAAGGCCGCACUUCUCGUCGCGAGCGGUGCAUCGGCCUACCGGUUGGUGGCACACUGUGCGGCGUGGUCGCGGGUGGUGAUCGUGUCCAAUGGGAAACGGUUGUGGUAGGCACACCAUCCACUCGCACAGAUCUACACCAAUUGCCAAUUCCUCUGGUUGUGCGUGUGUGUCUGCGCGUGUGUGUGUGUCAGGCUGAACACGUCGCUCAAGCUGCCGGGGUACGAGCGCCUGCGGGCCCUCCUGCAGGACAACGAGAUCCCCGUCCUCUCUGCGAAGGAACACGCCAAACUCUGUGGCCUGGAUGACCAGGAGGCGUGUGUGUGGAAGGUCAGAGAGACAUGGCUGGCAGAGACACCAGAAAGAAGGAGGCGGAGGGAGGGAGGGAGGCGAGAAAAGUUUGUGUGUGUAUGUGUGUGUGCGUGUGUGUGUCUCAUCCGUUGGAUCAGCGUUUGUGCUGCGCGGAGUUGCUGGCAUACUAUCACGAGAGAGGCAUUAUGCCGCUGCGCGUCGUGUCAAUCGGGGACAAGGAACUAGAUCUGAGCGCUAUCGAGGCAAACAGAAGGUGCAGCACACGCACAUUUACAUGGCCGGAUGAGUUGUGUGUGGUGCAUCCAGGUAUCUCGAGGAGGGCACGCUGCUUAAGAUCAAACUGGUGGAGGGGCCCACUGUGGACGAGCUCAUCAAGGUCCGUGGGUCAGAGAGACACAUGCGCUCAUGUCGUGUGCGCUCUUGACGUACAUGUGUGUGUGUGUGUGUGUGUGUGUCAGGAGCACGAGUUGCUGAGCACCCAUCUGCUGAGCCUUCUGGCCCACUCACACAUGGAAAACUAUGAGGUGGUAGGUCUGUCAGGACAUGAUGGAUAUGAUGCAUGCCAUCAGUCCAUUAAUCCCAUCCAUUGUGUGCCUCACCUCACAUGCAGGUGUACCAUGACACCGAUGGCGACGAUGACGAGGGCGAACAAGAGGAGCUCUCCCUCAGCCCCAUCGACCACCCAGAAGUAGAUGACCCCCAGACAUAGUGAGGAAAACAGCACCCAUCCACCCUCACACAGAGAGAGAGAGAGAGAGAGAGAGAAACCAGAAAGAGAGAGACACCAUCCAGCCAUCCACCGACCCACGUGGAUGUGUGUGUGCAGCUUCUCGUCCUUCGACCUGGACGGCACCACCGUGUGCCGCCCCAGCUAGCGCCCGGACCACACCAUCGCACGGAUCAACAUCUGGG
This is a messenger RNA of Vitrella brassicaformis, 1744 nucleotides long. The record is from the annotation of a GenBank genome assembly. Lineage: Eukaryota; Vitrellaceae.